Menidia menidia (Atlantic silverside) is the source of this 3933-nucleotide messenger RNA. The record is from the annotation of a GenBank genome assembly. NCBI's taxonomy places the organism in Eukaryota, Metazoa, Chordata, Actinopteri, Atheriniformes, Atherinopsidae.
UGCACCAAGCCUUCUGUUGCUCCAAAGCCAAGAUUUGUUUGUCACGCCAAUCUCAAGCUGUCCUCCCCUCUCUCAUCUAGAGCCAGGGGACCUAAACCUUUUAUAGCCCCAAAACCUAGAGUAACAGAUCUGCUAAAUGGCAACCAGGAAGAAUUCAGUGAUGGGAGUGCAAUUACCUCAGAUGGAGAGGUUGAGGAAGAUCGUGAGACUCUGAAUGGUCGAAACGAAGUGAUCAUAGACACAGUGUCCACAGAGAAACAACAUGCCACCAACAUUUUCAAAUGCACACGAACAGAUGUACAGACUGUGUCCAAGAGGCACCCAGAGAGAGAAGAGGCCAAGGAGGAAAAUAAAGAGAGAGAAGAGGAAGAUGUUAUUAAAAAAAUGAAUGAUAAUUGGAGAAUAACCAAAGAAGCUGACUGUCUAGAAACCCUUUGGGUCAGUGAUGCCAGACUCAAAGCGGACCUGGAGGAGGUCGAGGUGAGAACUGAUGCAGAUGUGACAGAAGACAUGGGUUAUGAAGUCUGCGAUGCAGGCGAGGCGCUGGCUGACACUGACGGCCUCUCUGUGGGAAGCAUUUCUGUUAAUAGCGCAGAUGAGGAUGCACGCUAUUAUUCUGCUUAUAGUCAGGAUGCAAAGCAGGAAAAGCUUCAGAUCAGGCAGGAUGGAACAGCAGAUGAUUUAACUGAGUCUCUCACAGAAGAGCUGCCUGGCAUCCUUGUCAAAGGAAACAUAACAGAAGAUGAUGAAGAAGAAGAGAAAGAAGAAGAAGCGGGUCUUGGUUGUGGCUUCACGUGUAACAUCCUACAGUUAAAGUGUGGCUAUAGAAUGAAUGAAAAGGGGGAAAAGUGGUAUGAAAACCAGGAUCAGAACUGUGAUUCAAAGAGGAGACAUGCCGACUCAGAGGAAGAAAAAGCUCAUGAGCCCUUUUACAUCUGUUCAACAGACAUUAUUAGCAGAGAGUUGAGGCCAGAAACUACGCUCACGGUGACUAGUUUACCUUCUUUAAAUGGAAUUGGAGUUGCAGCAAGGAAAUGUGAGAAAAGAGAAGAAAAUGGACAAAUUGAGGACUACUUGGGUGGCAGUGAUGAGUAUAGCAAAAGCCAUGACAAUGAUAUAAAGGUAUCUCUAAUUCCAUCAGUCCAAACUGAGGAUGACAAACCCGAAGAAGUGGAGGAUGUGCUGAAUGAGUUGGACUGCCCACUGAGGUUCAGGCAGGUAAUCGUCUCAGUGCCAACAGACACAGACACUUCGCUGACUUCAUCUCUCUCAGGAAGCCAACUGCUGUCCCCAAAUGACUCUGAUGUCUUCAGAGAUGAGGACGACCUGGAUGGUCAUAUUGUGCCCUUUCUUGAUGAGACGACUGAAAUGGAGCAGGACACCAGUGAUGAGCAUGUUUAUGAGGAGCCAGGGCAAGAUUUGCAUGCUAAGAACUUUUUUCUUCUUGAUAGAAAGACCACUGGGAUUCGAUCACAGUCCUUGUCGCACCGGAUUACUAAUAAUGUUGAGGAUGUAGGAGUGCAGCUUCUCCAAAAGUCCUACAAGAGUGGAUUUGGACAACCUGCACUGAGCAGCAGCCCAAUGUUAAGCUCAACGCGGCACAAGAGCUAUUCAAAACCGCACUAUUUAGCCCUGUAUCCUCGUUCCAUCUCCAUGGAGGGAAAGGACACGUCUCUUUGUGUCUACAGGGACGGCUCUCUCGGUCAGAGGCAGAGAGAUGCUGUUUGUCCAUCUGAAAGCUUCUCACCUUUGUCAUCCAGUGCUCUGUCCACGCCGACAUCUCUGGUGGACAUUCCUCCUCCAUUUGAGCUGGCCUACAUCACCAAGAAGCCCAUUACAAAGAGUUCCCCCUCGCUUCUCACUGGGGGAGACUUGUCAGACAAAAGCAGGAAAAAGAAAUCCUCUUUAAAGCGCUUCCUGAUGCUCAAAUUCGGAAGAAAAGCGGACAAUAAGCCUCGGGUGGAUAUCAAACCAACCUCUUGUGAGUCCUCAGCUGGGUACAACCAUCGCACAGCCAGCAGACUGCUGGAUUUGGACAGACGCAGCGUCAGUAGUUCUCCACAGAUGAGCUCCCGUCUGGUGAACAGGCCUCAAGUGUCCCCUGAGCUGACGUCCACCUUCUUGUUCUACGAAGAGAGCAAAAGGAAAGGGAACUCUGUGGCUUUCCUCAAUCGCAGCGUUGUCCGUGUGGAGUCCUUCGAAGAUCGCUCCCGUGUGCCUUUCAUACCUCUUCCCCUCACCAAACCUCGCUCCAUCUCCUUCCCCAACACAGAUACCUCAGACUACGAAAAUGUUCCAGCCAUCAGCUCCGACUACGAGAAUGUUCAGGUGCCACAGCGGAGACCUGUCCGGCAGCUGCCCCUCACAGACUUCUUUGACCGUCCCGGUCGAGUCCUGUCUGCGGCCAAUGAGACGGACGGUUAUGUGGACAUGAGCAGCCUCCCCGGAUUUGAGGCCAAACCUCAGUCACCUGAGCAGGAAUCAGAAAGGCAUGUGAAAACCCUGAAGUUGCUCCAGGAAGACUUUCGAGAAGCAGUGGGGUCAGCAGUCGGGGAUGAAGGACAGCUUGUGCUGGAUGAUGAGAGACUUCGAGAGAUUCUCAAUGAGCUGCCCGAUAUUUACAAGCUGCACCGCAAAAUCCUCACUGAGCUGGAGAAUCGAGUCCGACACUGGGAGGACAGCCAAAAGAUUGCAGACAUAUUCCUGUCCAGGAAAGCAGAGUUCUUGGUCUUCACGACUUACAUUGGCCACUACGACCGCAGCAUUAAUUACCUGAACAACCUCUCCCCUGAUUCCAGGGAAUAUGAAGAUACCCAAGCUGCCGUAGUGAUCGUGUCUGACAUUGGAGAUCAAGUCAACGACAGUUUGAAAAAUGGGGAGAACCUGUUGCGUCUGAUCAACAUAGCUUACAGUGUACGUGGCCAGCGGGACCUGCUUCAUCCUGACAGGGUUUUUGUGAAGGAGGGCACUCUGAUGAAGGUCAGCAGGAAGAGUCGCCAGCCCCGCCAUCUGUUUUUGAUGAACGAUGUGCUGCUUUACACCUACCCUCAACAGGAUGGGAAAUACAGACUGAAGAACACUUUACCACUCACUGGGUUGAAGGUCAGUAAACCCAUCAUUGACAAUGCUCACAAUGCACUGAAAAUCGAGGGAACUGACAUCUCCAUCGUGUUGACUGCCAGUUCCUUCCUUGAAAGAGAAGACUGGUUUUACACUCUUAACCGCACUGUGAAUGAACACACAAGAGGCUCGGUACCUGUCAAUAGCUGCACAGGAGAGGUCAGAGAUCGUCUGAGGCUGUCUCUGGGAGAGAAAGCUCCCACUAUGGUUCCUGUCUCACAAGUGAUGAUGUGCAUGAACUGCACGGCAGAUUUCAGCCUCACUCUUCGCAGACACCAUUGCCAUGGCUGUGGAAGAAUUGUUUGUCGAAGCUGCUCCAGGAACAAAUAUCCACUGAAAUAUAUGAAAGACCGCAUGGCCAAAGUGUGUGACCACUGUUACAACGAGCUAAAGAAGGGAGGAGAUGUGUCUGCUCUUACAGGCAAGGACAGCCCUCGAAUGAAUCGUUCCAGUCGUCCACUCUCUUCUGUGUUCCAAAACAUUCAUCCUCCCAGCAUCUGGAGACAUCGGAAAGGCACGGUCACCUUCAACCAGAUGACUGUGUCAGAGGAAGGCUCCAUCAGUGGCAGUCUACAGAGAAGCAAGAAGAGCAAAAGGAACUGGAAGAGACUAUGGUUCCUUCUAAAAGACAAGGUGCUUUACACCUACAGAGCCCAAGAGGAGAAAGUAGCGGCAGAGAGUUUACCGCUUUUGGGUUUCACAGUGAAGCUACCUGAUAAGCAAUGGGGACAGGAGGAGGCCAAUGUCUUUCAGCUUUACCACAAAAACACUUUAUAUUACACUUUUAAGGCUGAGGAUAACUUCACAGCUCAA